GUUAAUUUCGCCGCUGUAACUCGCGCGAGCCAAGCGGCGGCCCAGCGCUAAUCUCUUAGAGUGCGCCGAGCUGGGCCUCUGCCAGGUUGCAGCAAUCGCCGUUCGCUACGGCGGUGGCGUCUGGCUGGCAGUAGCUGAGUGCCGACUCGCCCGGUAGCGGUUACCCCCCUCGGUCGGUCUCCGCGCCGCGGUCCAGUUGCAGGAACCUCCCACGCGCGUUUAGCCGGCACGCUCACCGUGGGCGUUGUCCCGCCUGGCGAGUUGGGGAGGUGGUGGGGGGGGGGCUGAUACGCCUCUGAAAGACGGCGUCUGCCUUCGCGCCCCGUUGCUUGCUGCCAUCUGGUUCCACUGCUGUGUCUGUCUGUGUGUGUCUGCGUGCGUGUCUGUGUGCGACGGAGAUUUAUCUGUACGUUCUGCCAAGCUUUGCUGACGACCGGGAGAAAUGUUGCCGCGAAAACCUCCGUGCGCCCUUCUGAGGGCCCUGGCGAUACUGUGCGUCGGCGUCGUGACGUCCCUGUCGCAGGACAUCCCCCUGCAGACCAAAUUUCUUGAAAGUGUCGAACAGCCGCCCACGAUCACGAAGCAGCCGCCCAAGGUCUACUUUGUCGAUCCCACGGACGACAUCCACAUCGACUGCGAGGCCAAGGGGAAUCCUGCUCCCAGCUUCACCUGGACUAAGGACGGGGAGCACUUUGACCCGAGCCUCGACCCCAACAUCGCGCUGACCAACAACAACUCGGGCUCAUUCAAGGUGCACAAGUCGAACGGCGUCCUCAACAAGAAGUAUGAAGGCGACUACCAGUGCAUCGUGUCGAACGCCGUGGGAAAGGCGCUCUCCGAAAAGAUACGUCUCCGCCUGGCCAGUACACCGAAGUGGCCUAAAGAAGUCCUGGAACCGAAGAGGGUGGAUCAGGGAAGGUCCGUGGUCCUGCCCUGCAAUCCACCCUUCGGACUGCCGCCUCCCAUUAUCUACUGGAUGACGAGCACACUCGACCACAUCCGUCAGGACCGCAGGGUGACGCAGGGGCUCAACGGCGACCUGUACUUCGCGAACGUGAUUUCGUCGGACAGCCGAGAGGACUACACGUGCUACGCCCAGUUCAAGGCGUCGCGCACCAUCAUCCAGAAGGAGCCCAUCAAGCUCCAAGUGAACCCGCUUGCCGUUCAUAAUGAUUCAUUGGCAACUAAUGUGGAUGGGAAGCAGUUAGGUGGUGACCGUCUGCAAAAUCGUCCGGCCAGGAUGCUGACCCCUCACGGGAAGAGCAGCAGCAAGCACGCGCUGAGAGGGGACGACCUGCUGCUGGAAUGCAUCGCCGAGGGGCUUCCGACGCCAUACAUCACUUGGCGCAAGUUGGACGGCAGCCUUCCCCAGGGCACGCUGAGCUUGGAGAACUUCAACAAGACUCUGCGCAUCUCGCCCGUGUCGCUGAGAAACGCCGGCCAGUACGAGUGCACGGCCAGCAACACCCAGGGCACCGACAAGCACGUGUUCGACGUCACGAUUGACGCCGCUCCGUACUGGACAUCGAAGCCGGAGGGGAAGACGGUUGUUCCAGGAGAUGAUGCCAACCUGUACUGCGAGGCGGAUGGCAAACCCAAGCCCAAGAUCCAAUGGCUCAUCAACGGCGUUCCUGUGGAAGAGGUGCCGUACAACCCCAACCGCAUCGUCAGGGGGGACCUCGUCACGCUGAAACGGCUCCCGAUAGGUGGCAGUGCCGUGUACCAGUGCCAAGCAACGAACAGGCACGGCUCAUCCCUCGCCAACGUCUUCGUCAAUGUGCUGGCGGUGGCCCCACUCAUACAAACGGAAAACAACAAGGUUUACGAGGUGGUGGAAAACAAUGCGAUCGCCCUGGAGUGCAAAGCGUUUGGCUCACCCAAGCCUGUGAUGCAAUGGUCCAAGGAGAAGAAUGAAAAUGUCGUCUACGCAAACGGAAACCUCUUCAUCCAGAGGACCACCAAGAGCGACCAAGGGCUGUACACGUGCACUGCGACCAAUGAGCUCAACUCGACAAGCAUUCAAGCCUACCUCAUCGUCAGAGACGCGACGAGGAUCAAGCCGAUGGCGUCUCGGCGGGUGGAGAGGCUCAAGGACACUCGGUUCGUGUGCAACGUCUCCUCCGACGAAAACCUCAGCCUCAACGUCUCCUGGGAGAAAGACGGCACGGCGCCGAUCGUCAGCAGCAGGGUGGCGGUGGACGGAGGCGUGCUCACCAUCGAGGGCGUCACCGAGGAGGAUGGCGGCGUCUACACCUGCUUCGCCGAGACCUCGCUCGACCGACACUCCGCCUCGGCCAAGCUCACCGUGCUCGACCGGCCGGCCGCCCCCACGAAGCUCACCCUCUCUGACCUCGGCGAUCGCAGCGUGGAGCUCCAGUGGGCUCCGGGCGACAGCCACAACAGCCCCAUCUCAGGUGUGACGGUGCAAUUCGAGGAGGACAAGCACCGCCCCGGCGAUUGGCAGACGCUCGACAACUUCACGGGCAACGUGAGCUCGGCCAGGCUGCAGCUGCGUCCGUACGUGAACUACCGCUUCCGGCUGAUCGCGCACAACGAGCUGGGACCAAGCAAUGCCAGCGAGCCCUCAGAGCGAUACUUCACGCCGCCGUCCACACCCGACAUUGCGCCAUUUGGCGUGAAAGCAGAAGGGACCGAUCCAGACAAGAUGACCAUAUCUUGGAAACCACUGGAUGCCCUGGAUUCAAAUGGCCCGGAGCUGCAGUACAAAGUGAGCGUGCGACAGAAGGGAUCUGGCGAUGACUGGCGGGAAGAGCUGGUGAGCGGGAACGAGUCCCAGUACGUGCUGGCCGGCACGCCACCCUUCACGCCCUACGAAGUCAAAGUGCAAGCCGUCAACAACCAGGGCAAGGGGCCCGAACCGCUGGUCAUCGUCGGCUUCUCUGGAGAGGCCGUUCCACGCACGGCACCGAAGAAGGUGACGUGCGACGUGGUGAACAGCACCGUGAUCAGGGUCUCGUGGGAGCCACUCCGCCAAGAAGAUGUGCUCGGUCGGCUUCAAGGUUAUAAGAUUUACUACUCGAAGGUGAGGGGGCUGCAGGAGAGGAGGCGACGUCACACGGGCAAGAAGGUGCUGGAAUUUCACGGCGCCAGGAACUCGGGAAUGCUGCCCGGCCUUGAGCCGUUCAGCACCUACAGCGUUGAGGUGGCGGCGUUCAACAGCAAGGGAGAGGGGCCGUUGAGUCACCCCAUCACCGCCAACACUCCAGAGGGAGUUCCUGGAAAAGUUGUUGGCCUACAAGUUACUCAGGCCACUUUGAAUUCCGUGACACUGGAGUGGAAGCCGCCAGCAGAACGCAACGGUAUCCUUACCGGAUAUACCCUGACAUACGAAUACAUUAACAGCACCACGCAGGAGCUGGGGCCAAGUAAAACAGAAAGCAUCCCGGCGAACGUGACCUCGUGGCGCGUGACCGAUCUGGAGCCACAGAGCAAGUACAAGUUCUACUUGGGCGCUCAGACCAACGCCGGGUCUGGGAUCUUGAUCACGGAAGAGGCCCAGACCGUUAUGGAUGUCGGUGAUUUUAACCGUGCUGUUCAGACAGAAAUGGCAGCUCCGAAACCACCUUCGCUGCAGAGAGGGAGUCACAUCGUCGGGAAGAACUUCGCCAACAUCUCGUGGCUUCCCAGCGAUGGGCGGGAGCAGUACGUGGUCCAGUACCAGAAGAAAAAUGGCGAUGACGACGAUUGGAAGAAUUCCUCUACCCUGGAUUCUUCGACCAACUUCUUUGUCCUCGAGGACCUCCAGCCGGGGACAACUUACAACAUCCGCGUCAUCGCACGCAACGACUAUGGGCACACCGUGAGCGAGGAGGACUUUGUGGAAACCAUCGGCACGGCAUACCCUACGAGGUCAGUGGACCUAGCUACUCAGGCGUGGUUCAUCGCGCUGCUGUGCUUGAUAGCCCUCCUCAUCCUCAUCCUGCUCAUCAUUUGCUUCAUCAAGAGGAACAAAGGCGGCAAGUAUUCCGUCAAAGACAAGGAAGAUGCCAGAGCAGAUCCUGAUAUAAAACCCACGAAAGAGGAGACGUUUGGUGAAUACAGACCGCUCGAAAGCGACAACGACGAGAAGCCGCUGGCCGCGAGCAUGCCGUCACUCAACGGCUCGGUGCCGCACGGCGAGAGCGAGGACAGCCUGGCGCAGUACGGCGACGGCGUCGAGGGGAUGUUCAACGAGGACGGCUCCUUCAUCGGGCAAUACCGCGGCAGCAAGGAGCGUGUCUCCUCCACCGUGGACGGGGGCCCGGCGGGGGCGCCGCCGCUGCCGCCCGCUGGCUCGGCCGCUACGUCGCCCGUCGCCCCCACGGCCUGAGGCCGCCGUCGCCCCCACGGCCUGAGGCCGCCGCCGCGCGAGCGAGCCGGGGGCGUUUUUUUUUUUUUUGGAGGGGGGACGGGGGGACGGGCCUGCGAGAUUCGGUCACGCUUCAUUUAGCCGUGGCGGGGCUGGACGGGGGGGGGAGGGGAGGGGAAUGACCGUGACCGGCACGCUGCGGAGCACGGCGCCCCCGCCCCCCCCCUUCCACCCCACGCAUUUGCCGGCUUGACGCCACCGCUGGUGGAAAGGGGGGCAUCUGGCUAAGGGGGAGCGUGCCAGAGACUUCCUCUAGAGGAGCUGACCUGUGACGAGACGAAAUCAAUGGGCCUGAAGUGAAACGCAGGGCCCACGGUAAUAUGGUAACGCUAUUGGAGACUGCUUGUGCACCGAUGAUUUCCAAACGUGGUAACUGGCUAUAAAUGUAUAAAAUAAAACAAAAAGUCAAGCAUUGACCCAGCUCACCAAUUGAAUGACCUGAUGGGUGGGGGCAAAUUCCGCGCUCCUCACACCAACAUUUAAUAACUAAAGAGCGUUUGACGAAACGCCCGACUGCUUUAGUCGACUCGACUUGAGGGAGAAUACAACUCGAUGAAAUCCGCAGACGAAGACUGUGUGACUGGAAGAAAAAAAAUACGUUUACUAAAUUGACACUGGGUUAGAGCAUCAUCUUCACCCAUAAUCAUCACCAUCAGCAUCAUGAGCGUCGGCAUUAGUCAGCAACACCACACUCCGCUGGAUAAAAAAAAAAUCCUACACGUGGUGAUGACACUACCGUUGAAGCCAUGCAGAUGAAAUAAAUUUCGUGUCAGCCUGCGCGUGA
Messenger RNA from Petromyzon marinus (sea lamprey), 5153 nucleotides. RefSeq names its product neuronal cell adhesion molecule-like. The record is from RefSeq and is a predicted model, not a curated record. NCBI's taxonomy places the organism in Eukaryota, Metazoa, Chordata, Hyperoartia, Petromyzontiformes, Petromyzontidae. Gene Ontology annotation, biological process: cell-cell adhesion. Gene Ontology annotation, molecular function: protein binding.